Molecule: messenger RNA, 1068 nt
Organism: Aricia agestis (brown argus)
Lineage: Eukaryota; Metazoa; Arthropoda; Insecta; Lepidoptera; Lycaenidae
Exons: 5
Coding region: 163-1029 (288 amino acids)
Cellular component (GO): mitochondrion
Source: RefSeq, a predicted model, not a curated record
GGUAGGUACCUAGUAAUCUGUGGUAAUUACAGGCUACUCAGAACUCGGAAAAGAUGUAAAUAAAAGAAUUUAAUAAAGUGUUUCAGAUAAUACCAAAAGCUUCAUUACAGAUAUAUUAUUAUUUUUACGCAUUGGCAAAACCAGUUUUGAUGACAUUGAAAAAUGUUUAAAGUAUAUCGGGAAGUUGCUAUGAGAUUUCCAACCAAAAUUUCUGCCUCAAAUUAUGCUUUGGGUCAGUAUGGUAAAACGAUACAUAAAUCUCCGCUGUUCAAGUAUCCCCAAGUGUCUGCUCUGAAGCUUCCGACUAAUGUGGUUAACAUAAAUGAAGCCGAAAUUGGUAGAUUCUCACCCCAUAGGGAAAGAGACAUAUCUGGGCCUGUUAUAAAUGCCCACAAUAAAACACAUGAAAUGUCUCAUAUUGACAUUACGUUACAGUCUGAUCCCCAUGUCAAUAAGUACGACUGCCGAGGAGCAGUAAGCUUAUCUUCCAGCAUGCAAAGCAAUGUGCCCAGUCCAUUUACUGGAAAUAAUACACAUUUAAACAUGCCUGGGUCUCAAUGGGGACAAGGAUAUAAAUACUUGUCUGACCAUUUGCAUAACGCUCAUUACUUAUCAUUGAGAAAUGAAUAUAAGAAGAAGCAGGCUAAUCAAGUUGUCAUGAUGACGACAAGGAGCAUGAGUACAGAUAAUAAUCCAUCACUUAGCACUAAGGAUAAAUUUAAAAAAGCUAUUAAAGAGUAUGGAUCAACAGUAAUUGUAUUUCAUGUUACCAUCUCACUUAUCUCUUUGGGUGGCUGUUAUCUUCUGGUCUCCAGUGGGGUUAAUGUUCAAGCAAUACUAACAUAUUUCAACUUGGCUGAAACAAAUACAAUUGCAUCAAAUGCUGGAACUUUUGUUAUAGCAUAUGGAGUACACAAAGUUUUUGCACCUGCCAGGAUUGCGAUAACUCUCACUGCAACACCAUUUAUUGUUCGCUACCUAAGAAAAAUUGGGUUCAUAAGAAAUAGUCAUAUUGGUGGUGGUAAAUAAUAAUUUGUAUGUUAGAUAUUUUAUAAUAACUUUAUGAAA